AUGCUGCUCAAAGGAAAAAGCAGUUCCGGUAAAGGAGGGGGAAAGUGUGGAGUUGCCUCUGGGAGUGACAGUUCUGACAAGAAGUCUCAGGGUUCCAAAAGUGGUGGCAGAUACAUUCUGUAUGAAAAAUAUGGGAAAAUCAUGGAAGCUAUGGAGAAGUUAAAGUAUAGAAUGAGAUUAAAUACAGUGGCUGCACAUUAUAGUGAAGAUAAAGCCAGGCAAGGGGGUGACUUGGGUUGGAGGACCAGAGGUUCCACAGUGGGACCAUUUCAUGAAGCAGCAUUUGCCUUGCCUGUAAGUGGGCUAGAUAAGCCUUGUGUUUACAGAUCCUCCAGUUAA
Molecule: messenger RNA, 339 nt
Organism: Canis lupus familiaris (dog)
Lineage: Eukaryota; Metazoa; Chordata; Mammalia; Carnivora; Canidae
Product: peptidyl-prolyl cis-trans isomerase NIMA-interacting 4-like
Exons: 1
Coding region: 1-339 (112 amino acids)
Biological process (GO): rRNA processing
Molecular function (GO): DNA binding; peptidyl-prolyl cis-trans isomerase activity
Source: RefSeq, a predicted model, not a curated record